GUGAAAUAUCAUCCCUUUGGCUAGUGAAAGCUAUAACCCAAGGCAACUUUCAACUUUUGGAAAGUGGAAUUUGUCCAUGGUCAUUUUUCAACUACAACCUCUCACUGUUGCUCAUUUUGCAGGACGAGAAAUAUUUAAAGCGGCGUGAAAAUCACAUAUCGCAUACAGCAUACUACCAUUCUAAUUCUCCGAGCUGCCUGCCCUAUCUGCCCCUGCACAUGGAUUUCCUCAUCCGCUUUGGCGGGGUCCAUGAGACCUUUCGCCUGGUUGAGAUCCAAGCCCUGGCCAUCGUCGAGAAUGUCAGGAUGGAAGUGGUUUUCUACAAUGCAGAUUCCCCCUUCUGCAUCGUAAAGCUAGACUCCUCAGCCGCGGCAGCAGCUCUAAUAAGCCGAUCGAUUCUCAGCCAGAGCAUCCACGAGCUCUGGGCCAUGGGUGACGACUACGCCGCCCUGCACGCCGACACCAAGACGCGGUCCGCUCACCUGUGGCCCGCUCACGAGAAGGCGUCGUGGCGGUUCGACGUCGACUCAUACCGCGGAGCGCGCAACCAGGAUGCCAUCGUCUCCAUCAUCAACUCCUUUGCUUACCUGCCGCUCCGGGGCCCCAUCCGGAUGCGCGGCGCCGACACGGAGCUGACCGUCAUGGAGCACUGGGCCCACGAUGCAGUGCCGCUGGGCCUCGAGCACCCGGAGAGGCUGUACCUGGCGCGCAAGGUCGCGUCCAGCCCGCGCAACGACCUCAUCCGCAAGUACGACCUCAAGAAGCGCAGGUACAUCAGCACCACCAGCAUGGACAGCGAGCUGGCACUCGUCACGGCCAACAUCGCCCUGGCCGCACCGGGGAGGUUGUUCUACGACCCCUUUGUCGGCACGGGGAGUUUCCCCGUCGCAGCGGCGCAGUGGGGCGCCCUGGCCUGGGGUAGUGAUAUUGACGGCCGUGCAGUCAGGGGGGACGAGGGUGGCGUGGGCGGCAAGACGCUCAGGGGAAACUUUGAGCAGUAUGGUCUACUGCACGGCCUCGCCGAUAGCUUCUCGGCCGACCUGACCAACUCGCCGGUCGUGAGGUGUCAGCUGGGUUCAGGGGGCGGCGGGAGGAGGUGGCUCGACGGGAUAAUAUGCGACCCGCCCUAUGGUGUUCGUGAGGGUUUGCGAGUGCUGGGUGUCCGGGAUGCGGAGAAGCAGGCACAUGUGGUCAAGGCCGGCAUGAACAUGUACAGGGAUCCCGACUUCAUCCCGCCAAAGAGGCCAUACAGCUUCCUCGCCAUGCUGGACGAUCUGCUCACCUUUGCCGCCGAGACACUCAUCGAUGGUGGUCGUCUCGCCUUUUGGAUGCCUACCGCUAACGACGAGUCUCUGGAGCUGGCGGUCCCUACACACCCGUGCAUGCGCACGGUCGCAGUCUGCGUGCAGGUUUUUAACAAGUGGUCCCGACGUCUGAUCACCUACGAGAGGAUACCAGACAACCAGGUCGAUACAGAGGCGCUAGCUUUGGCGUUGGCGAAUCGCGAUGCUGGAGAGGGUGAGCAGGGCACUACUGCUGAUGAACUGAAUCCAUUCAGGAGAGGAUACUUCACAAAGUUCAAGACGGAGGAGAAAUAAAUCAAAAGCAGGCCAUGAGGUUUGAACCAGUGCGUCCAAUUUCAUCACUCGAAUGUGCAACAAGUAGACCGAAACAUUUAACCCGGUGAAUAACCACUUCUUGGGUUCGAGGUCGUCCCGAUUUUACAAUGCCUUUCUUUUCAGACUUUGCACCCCGAGUCUCACUUUAUGCCUUCGUUCGGACGAUGGCCAUCCCCUUAACUCCGAUCAGAUCACACAAGCUAGCGAAUGUCGAGUCAGAAGUUGAUACCGAAAACUUUCAUUUCAUGACAAUGUAUCGCCUGCAAAAGGUAGACUAGACCUAGUGCAAAGCGCCAGUUAUGUAAUUUGAAAUAAAUUCCCGUAGGUUCAUUCUUCGCCGCUCAAGGAAAAAAAAAAAAAAAAACAACAAUAACC
Molecule: messenger RNA, 1994 nt
Organism: Pyricularia oryzae 70-15
Lineage: Eukaryota; Fungi; Ascomycota; Sordariomycetes; Magnaporthales; Pyriculariaceae
Product: tRNA guanosine-2'-O-methyltransferase TRM11
Exons: 4
Coding region: 219-1598 (459 amino acids)
Biological process (GO): methylation
Cellular component (GO): cytoplasm
Molecular function (GO): nucleic acid binding
Source: RefSeq, a predicted model, not a curated record